Monodelphis domestica (gray short-tailed opossum) is the source of this 1321-nucleotide messenger RNA. RefSeq lists its product as uncharacterized. The record is from RefSeq and is a predicted model, not a curated record. Lineage: Eukaryota; Metazoa; Chordata; Mammalia; Didelphimorphia; Didelphidae.
AGUAUCCCCUUGGGCUUUCCACAGGCACGCACCCGGAGGUUUUAGGUCAAUAUCCAAAGUGGGGAUGUAAACCACCAGAUUUGGAAGACCGCCAGAGAGCCCCGCCCCCCCCCCUACCGGCCAAGGCGGCAAAGCAUCGCCCCGCCCCCGAGGCCCACCGAGGAGGGGCGGGGUGAGAACGCGGCUCCAACCAUAAGGCAUUGUCUCCUGGCCCGUCCCGCGCUCUGAUUGGACCUGCGCAACCGCGUGGGCAGGGGCUGGAGCGGGAUUGGCUGGAGCCCCCAGGGGCACUUCUGGAGCCCCCAAGAGGUGGUGAUUCAGGCCGUGACUGUCUCCGUGGAAACACAGACCUCUCUAGCUGCUGUGGGCGCCCCAGCCGGGCUGGGAUGGAGGUCCUGGAAGAGUUCGACUGGGAGUACCCCCUGACCUUCACGUUCUGCGAGCUCAUCUCGGAGGAGGCUUUCGAGCGGCAGGCCGUGUCGUACACUGAACGCUCCCUUCGUCGCCUCUUCCGCAGCAUGGACCGCAACCCGGCGUUGGGAGAGCGCGUGGUGCGCAAGUGGAAGCAGGAGGAGCGCGAGCGCAGCGGCCUUACCUCCUUCCUCGCGGGCAGGUUCUUCAAAGCCCUCCAGGGAGACCUAAAUUACUACAAUAGCGUGGGGGCCUUGGAGCUGCAGCAGAGGCUGGAUAUUCUAAAGAGGAGAAUGCAGAAAUUGAACAUCUAUGCCCAAGAGGCAAGGCGAAAGAAAAGGAAGAGGAGAAGCCACAGACUAGAUCAUUCCCCUUCUACAGGGGGCAGCGUUUUGUCCCGAUCGCCAGGUGCCUCGACCACUUCCACCAGACCACCCAUUCCAGUCACAUACAUGCCCAGAGUCUUUGGUCCUUUCCCUUCUCUCUCCGACGAACAGCAGACAGAGACAUUGGCUGGUCCAAACUCUGAAAUGAAGGUGGUACAGCUAAACUGGACAGGACUGUCAUCAUCCCCUAAGAGAAUGGUUGAUCUGACUCCUUUGGUGCUUAACCCUGGUGGUUUUCAUUCUUCCCGACUCUCUGGAAACAGUACCCACAAGCUCCAAACCCCUGGCUUUCCCUGGUCUCCGGGCCUGGGUUCCACCACCAAUCCAGAGGACUUGGCCCCCACGGUGGGGAACGCCUCUGUCUUCACUCCCCCGGUGCUGCUCAAGUUCCAGCCAGCACCGAGGCCCCAGGAGGAUGCAGAGAGCGACUGUGACAGCAAGAACUUGAACUCUCCCAGUAAAGCCCCGCAAUAAGGCCCUUUUAUCACCCUGAACUCAAGAAUGAAUAAAGCUCUCCAAGGAAA